This is a messenger RNA of Argiope bruennichi, 2675 nucleotides long. RefSeq names its product menin-like (gene Mnn1). Lineage: Eukaryota; Metazoa; Arthropoda; Arachnida; Araneae; Araneidae. The record is from RefSeq and is a predicted model, not a curated record. Bases 28 to 2046 code for a protein of 672 amino acids. Gene Ontology annotation, molecular function: transcription cis-regulatory region binding; Y-form DNA binding; chromatin binding. The transcript has 6 exons. Gene Ontology annotation, biological process: negative regulation of cell cycle; negative regulation of cell population proliferation; regulation of transcription by RNA polymerase II. Gene Ontology annotation, cellular component: chromatin; nucleus; histone methyltransferase complex.
AACUGAAGAUCAAUUUAUUGUAUCAAGAUGGCGAAUUUAACUGAAAGUGUGAAACGUCAUUUUCCAUUGAAAAACAUUAAGGAUGUUGUCCUUUUAUUUCAAUCACAAAUUCAGAAUAAUGAUGAACCCAACUUGGCUUUACUUUCUGUUGUGGUUGGUUACAUAGAAAAUUUGUUGACAUGUAACAGAUCCUUACCUUUAAAUUGUGACGUAGAAAGUGCUCUUGAACCCGUGUUUCCAGUAGUUGAUAUUUCUACGAUUGAAGCAUUGUAUGCUAAGUUCAAAUGUCAAGUUAAAGGUUCAGUAGAUUUGACUCAAUUUCGGAGUAGCCGAUACGCUACUCGUGAAUUAGUUAAGAAAGUUUCAGAUAUUAUUUGGGGUUCCUUAACGAGGAGUUACUAUAAAGAUCGUGCACAUUUACAAUCUCUUUUCAGUUAUUUAACAGGUAAUAAAUUGGAUUGCUUUGGAGUUGCGUUUGCUGUUGUAGCUGCAUUUCAGGUGUUAGGAUAUAAGGAUGUUCAUCUUGCUUUGUCAGAAGAUCACGCUUGGGUAACAUAUGGUAAAGAUUCAGAAGAAACUGCAGAGGUUACGUGGCAUGGAAAAGGCAAUGAAGACAAAAGAGGUCAACCUGUGAAUGUUGGUGUAACAGAGAAAUCUUGGCUAUAUUUAAAUGGUUAUCCUGUUAAAUGUACACGGCGGAUGGAGGUAGCUGCUCUUGUCUCUGGCAUAAAUCCUUCAAUUAAUGCAGUAUCUGACAGCAUAGAGCUUGCACGACUACAACAGCAACUUCUUUGGCUUUUGUAUGAUUUAAAUCAUUUAAAGACAUAUCCUAUGGCUCUUGGGAAUCUUGGAGACCUUGAAGAAAUCUGUCCUAGUCCUGGGCGUCCUCCGCCUAUCGAACUUUUUCGAGAGUCCAUUAUGGCUGCACAGAGUUAUUAUUCCAAUAUGCAUGUGUAUCCUUAUACGUAUCUUGGAGGUUACUUAUACCGUAAUGGACGAUAUAAAGGUGCACUUGAAGCAUGGGCUAAUGCUGCUGAUGUUAUAAGAAAAUAUAAUUAUGGACGUGAAGAUGAAGAAAUUUAUAAAGAAUUUUUGGAAAUUGCUAAUGAGUUGAUUCCUCAUAUAGUCAAGGUUGUCAGUUCUAAUGGCUGUGAACCAUCUGGUCAAGCUGACAUUCCUUUACUUCAAGACCCUGAAUGCUUUUCCCACUUACUUAGGUUUUAUGAUGGAUUAUGUGAAUGGGAAGAAGGUUCUUCUACUCCUGUUUUGCACAUAGGUUGGGCAAAACCUCUUGUAUCCACAAUAUCAAAGUUUCCUGGAAAAGUUCGGUGUAUGGUUGACAUAACGGUUCCUGAAAAGAAACUGGACUUAGAUUCAGAAGUUGCGGACUCUGAAAAGAAUGAGGGAAAGAGGCCUUCCGAUAAAGCAAAAUCUGGGAAGGAGAACUCUGUUAAUGGUUCAUCAGAGGAAAAGCAUUCAAAAUCCAAUAGUCGUAAAAGUAUUUCUUCUGAAAAUGAAAAGAACAAAGGAAAGAAAAAGGAUACUUCUGCUGGCCAAGAAACAGAAUUUCUACAAACUCUUGAAACACAGAUAAAUUCUGAUGAAGAGCCACAUCCUAACAUUAGGGCUUUGGCUGCUGCUUGUGCUGAUAAUAUUUUAAAUCCUGAAUAUUUAUUGGGAUCUGGUGAACCAUUUUCCUCUAGAUCAUCAAGUUCAUCUUCUGAGAUGCAAGAUGGGCUCAACUCCAAAUCCAAUGGAACACCUGUUGUACCUGAUAUUAAUAGUGAACCAGGAUUGGAUAUUGAUUCUACUACAAAUUUUUUACAGAAUGAUGACCUGACAUCUGAUUCUGCUUCUGUUACUCUAACGAGUCAAAAGAUGAAAGGUCUGAAAGAUUUGCUUCUUGCUGAAAAGUUAAAUACAUCUGCGAUACAAUUGCAGCUUACUGCGCAAUCUCAAGUUCAAGUUGUGAAGAGGGGACGCCAAUCAAGUGAAUUUGAUUUGGGGUCUGGUGGACGUACGACAAAAAGAAGUAGGCGAGAUUAGGAGGCCAUAGUCAGGCCAUGUUCAAGUGUGAUAUUUAAAAGCGACGGAGAAGGUAGUCGCAGCUGUGAUUCGCAUGUGUAUAUCGCCCAUUGUCAGACUUCUUCCUUGUUCAUGCUUUCAGUACUUGUUCCAAAAGAAACAGUAUAAAAAGAUUGUACUUAGAAGAAGUGAUAGGAAGUGUGUAUAUAAUACACCAGAAAUUCCUAUUAUUAACUGUUUGAAAAAAGAAAAACCAGUUUAUCUCUUUAUUAAUAUUUGUUCACAACUGUUACUGUUUAAUCAUUAUCAUUGAAUGGCAACAGCUAGCAUUUUUAUUUCAGUCAGAGGCAAUAUUUAUCCUGUUCUAUUUGUUAAUUUUGUAGCUGUAUGUGUACAAUUUGCAACUUUUUAAUAUGUUUCAAUUCACAGCUUUAGUAAAGUGAUCAAUAACUGUGGUGUUUGGUACUUGUGUGUCUUGUUGUAAACAAUUGUUAAGCAAUCAAUUUUGCAUUACUUGUUGAGCUUCUUGUUUUAUUUUUUGUUUACAUGUUGAGAUGUUUAUUAAAAUUUAUAUAAUUGACCUGAAAUUUAAAUUAAAAUGUAAAUAAAUAAAAUUAUAUAUCUAUAUAUAUAUAUUAAUUGAACAAAGU